CUAAAAAACCAGUGAUUUCUUACUAUGUUGGUAUUUCAAGUCACGGGCCAUGAAAACUUGUAAGGUGCUUGGUCUAUUUAUAUACCUUACCUGUGCUCAUAUCAAGAAGUUUUAAGUUCUUUUUGAUCAAACCACGAUGGGUAUCUCUCGUGAUCAUUGGCAUAAGAGACGAGCAACUGGCGGUAAAAGAAAACCAAUUCGUAAAAAGAGGAAAUUUGAAUUAGGGCGUCCAGCUGCAAACACAAAACUUGGAACUCAACGUAUUCAUACGGUACGUACAAGAGGUGGUAACAAGAAGUACAGAGCUCUUCGCUUGGAUACAGGAAAUUUUUCAUGGGGUUCAGAAUGUACUACAAGGAAGACACGAAUUAUUGAUGUAGUUUAUAAUGCAUCAAACAAUGAAUUAGUGAGAACCAAAACUCUUGUAAAAAAUGCAAUUGUUACCGUUGAUGCAACACCUUUCAGACAGUGGUAUGAAGGCCAUUAUGUUUUACCAUUGGGUCGUAAACGAGGUGCUAAAUUGACUGAAGCUGAAGAAGAAGUUUUACAUAAAAAACGAUCAAAAAAAGCAGAAUCUAAAUAUAAAGCAAGACAGAGAUUUGCCAAAGUUGAACCAGCUUUGGAAGAGCAGUUUGCUACAGGACGAGUUCUUGCUUGUAUAUCAAGUAGACCUGGACAAUGCGGACGAGCAGACGGUUAUAUGUUAGAAGGAAAAGAACUUGAAUUUUAUAUGAGAAAAAUUAAAAGCAAGAAAGCUAAAUAAAUAUUUCAAUAAAUAAUAA
Frieseomelitta varia is the source of this 782-nucleotide messenger RNA. RefSeq names its product 40S ribosomal protein S8-like. Gene Ontology annotation, cellular component: cytosolic small ribosomal subunit; ribosome. The coding region runs from base 137 to 763 and encodes 208 amino acids. The record is from RefSeq and is a predicted model, not a curated record. The transcript is spliced from 5 exons. Gene Ontology annotation, biological process: translation; maturation of SSU-rRNA from tricistronic rRNA transcript (SSU-rRNA, 5.8S rRNA, LSU-rRNA). Gene Ontology annotation, molecular function: structural constituent of ribosome. Lineage: Eukaryota; Metazoa; Arthropoda; Insecta; Hymenoptera; Apidae.